UUGUGGGAGGGCAGAAAGAAGGAGGUGAUUGUUGGGCAGAAGGGAGUCAUAUAAAGGGGGAGACAGCAAGAGAGGGAGUAAGUGGAGGAGAGACGAGGAGAAGGACGCAUUUUGAUUAAGACUACAAACUUUGCAAGCAACAGCAUGAUGGCUGCCAUGAGGGACCUUCCUUUUCCCUUUGUGCUCAUGUGCCUGGUUUUCAUCAGAGGAUACUGUCCCCUGCCUACGACAUCCGAACUCCCAGGGAUUCAUCCCACGAGACCUUUCAGACCACGUGAGGUUUCGUCCGAGGCCCAUGUGCUUUACCCAGAGGAUUACAAAGACUAUGACGAGACGGUCACCACCAUUUUACCCAACAUAGGGUCUCCAGAUGGGGGGAGCUUCCAGCGGUGCGACUACAACCCCUGCUCUGAAAACCAGACCCCCUGUCCAGAGAUGGUAGCUGCCACCAGCUGCUUGUGUCCAGGUUUCACUUUAAAUAACGCUCCUCCAGAGGUGCCCAGCCUAACAUCGGUGUCUUGGAACGGAACAGAGGUCGUUCUUCGCUGGUGUGCACCUUACUCAUAUGUCACGGAGUAUGUUGUGACGGUGGGAGGGCGAGACAGGAAGACGUUUGGGACGGAGCAGAGAAGCGGCAGUCUGGGCGACAUCGACAACAUUGCAGAAGUUUGUGUGAUCGCAGUGAAUGAUGCUGGAGACAGUCCUGCGUCCUGCAUGAUGUACCGGCCCACAGAUAACAGCCUGGCUCUGAAAGCAGGCCUCAUCGGAGGAGCUCUGGGCCUCCUGCUGCUCCUACUGCUGGCCGUCCUGCUGUGGAGGCACAAGAGGCAGCAGAAACAGGAGGCCAGCAUCUCUAUGCACAACACGCCCGAGACACAGUGAACAGAAAAGACUGCGAGGCCGGACGCUCAGCCAGAUAAGACUCCGUCCAAGUGGACUCUUCAGCGUUACUGCGGUUAAUUAGCUGUGACUGCAUUAUAGCAUCUGAGGUUUUUCUGCACCAAGAGGUUAUCUUAAAACUGAAGGAAACAGGGUUCAUCAUCUUUCGUAAACAUAUCUAACUGGUGGAGUCCGGGGCUUCAUUUUGAAACCCCCCUGGUGUGUUAAAGGAAGUUCCCACAGCUGUGAUUUGAAAAUCAGCUGCACAAAAUUAUUCAUAGCAUUCUCCAGCAGUGCUUUUUGAAAAUUCAUCCCAGAAGACAAACAAGAACGUUUCAAGAAAGAUAAAGUGAGUUUGGUCAUUCUUGCAUGUCGGGAAAUUAGCUUUGUGAUGGACAGCUCUGAGAAAUGCAUUGUCAGGAUUUGAAGUAACAUCCCAGCUGGUUUUCUCUGCUCGCAGCUGCUUAACAUGGUGUGCAGCUGCUUGUAGAAGGGUAAAAUUAGAGAUUUAUUUCAAAAUCAUAAAGUUUUAAUAGUAGUAAAUACAAUAAAAUUUACAAUAAACUCUCGAUAGACACAAAACCUGCCACAAAAUAAUGUGGCAGGAGGUGAGAAGAUGAGCACAAAGGGUCAAAUGCCAGUGUAGUAUAUAAAAGUAGAAUUUAUUCAGGUUUUGAUAGCAGUUGUUGACAUCAAAACAUACUGUAUGUUUGUAUUUAAUUGAAAGUGUGAAUGGAUUCUUUGGGAUUUGCUGUAUUAUGUACUGUAUUUAUGAACGGCCUUUGGUUUGUGGCCUUAGACUUUUGAUACUUUGACAAGUUUCCCUGAACCGCUGUUGUUCAAACUGAUGCUACUGUGUAAGUUUGUUUAAAAAUGUGGCUUUUAAACUGAAUUAAAAUAUUGCCAGAGUUGUUUCUGCACUCAUGACUUCA
Molecule: messenger RNA, 1811 nt
Organism: Amphiprion ocellaris (clown anemonefish)
Lineage: Eukaryota; Metazoa; Chordata; Actinopteri; Pomacentridae
Product: LRRN4 C-terminal-like protein
Exons: 2
Coding region: 145-882 (245 amino acids)
Molecular function (GO): protein binding
Source: RefSeq, a predicted model, not a curated record